Molecule: messenger RNA, 411 nt
Organism: Vicia faba (fava bean)
Lineage: Eukaryota; Viridiplantae; Streptophyta; Magnoliopsida; Fabales; Fabaceae
Source: the annotation of a GenBank genome assembly
AUGAUAAUACUCUGUGGAUUCAAAAAGACAGAACAACAAAAAGUAAUAAAAAAGAAGACAAAGCCUCCACCGCGAGAACCGUUACCGACGGAACAACUACUCCAAGCUCCACCCAAUCGUCACUGGCCGACGCUAGCUGUCGUACCAGAAUCGCAGCCGUCAUCAUCGGUCACCUCCAAUUCCACCGCCGUCGUUCGAUUCUGCAUCAUCCGAUCUCAGAUCCGCAACUGCUGUAAAGCCACAACCAUUCAUCACCACCAUCGACCCAACACGCGAACCAUUCCGCUAGCAAUCCGUCACCGUCAACUGCAUAUCAAUUCGGUAACUGUAAUUUCCCUUUGUUUUUAUUUUGUUGAAUCAUGUGCGUUUGUUUUAGUUUGUGAAAUUAUUGAUGAGAAUGAAAUGGUUUAG